ACCGCACCUGCGCAGCCAUCUUGAGCCUCUAGCAAGCAACGGACACAGAAAGGCAGAAAAUAGGAGUAAAAUACAACAGCCUAACCUGAGGAAACAGGGAUAUGUCCCCUAGAAUCAAGGACAUAUGAAACAUUAAAGGUCGAAUACAGCGGAACGACCACGGGACAGUGACGGAGACUGUAAAACAGCCAUCUAAGUGCCUCGGAUACCCGGACCUACAAGUCAUCUUUUUACCGGAGUAGGAAGGAAGAGUCGAGUCGCCGACAGAAAAACACAUCCAGAGUGAAACCAUGAAUCCCGAAUAUGACUAUCUGUUCAAGCUUCUGCUCAUUGGAGACUCUGGAGUAGGAAAGUCCUGCCUCCUGCUGCGCUUUGCUGACGACACCUACACAGAGAGCUACAUCAGCACCAUCGGAGUGGACUUUAAGAUCCGCACCAUUGAGCUGGAUGGCAAGACCAUCAAACUGCAGAUUUGGGACACUGCAGGUCAGGAGAGGUUUCGGACCAUCACCUCCAGUUACUACCGCGGUGCCCACGGCAUCAUAGUUGUAUAUGAUGUGACAGAUCAGGAGUCCUAUAACAAUGUGAAGCAGUGGCUUCAGGAAAUCGACCGCUAUGCCAGCGAAAACGUCAACAAGCUUCUGGUGGGCAACAAGUGCGACCUGACCACUAAGAAGGUAGUGGACUACACAACAGCCAAGGAGUUUGCUGAUUCUUUGGCUAUCCCCUUCCUGGAGACAAGCGCCAAGAAUGCCACCAACGUUGAGCAGGCUUUCAUGACCAUGGCCGCAGAGAUCAAGAAGCGCAUGGGCCCCGGGGCAACUGCCGGCGGCGACAAGCCCAACUUGAAAAUCGAGAGCACCCCCGUCAGGCAGUCUGGAGGGGGCUGCUGUUAAAAGACCCCUCGACCUCACCAACCUGACCAUCACCUCUACCAUCUCCACUGAAAUCUCCCCUUCUUCUCCCUUUGUGUUCCCUCCCAUCUUCUCUGCCACUCCUGCACCUCACCAUUCCUCCAUAACAGCCUGUAACCCACACCUCCUCCCUGACUCCCCUUCUAUCAGCCCGCCUGGACAUCCAGGGAUGGUUGGCCAAACAGAGGAGUAAACUGUAGGAGUGUUAACAUCAGAAAACAGAUUGAAACUUUACAAGGGUUUGUACACCCAAACAACUGAGAGAGGAGAGCAACCAGUGUGUGAGGGAGGGACAGAAACAGACAGCGAAGCAACUUUUACUUUCUGCCAAGAGGACAGAAAGAAAACAGAUACGGAGGAAGAUUGGUAUUGAUUUAGAGUGGAAUGGAGGCAGUGGAAGAUUAGGUUUAGAUACCAGUGAGCUUAUCUCUCAACACACACACACACACACACACACACACACACACACACACACACACACACACACUCAAACACACUGUAGUGGGGUGGUAGAGUUUAAAGAGAUUUAAGCCUUUUGGCCAAACACUUCUCCUCAGGCUGUCUGUCUUUGCUGAUCUUGGGGCCUCCCCCAGCCUUGCCCCAGCCCAUCCAUGGAAUUAUUUACCUGCAUAAACACACACACACAUGCACACACAGGUGCUACAGUGUGCCUGAGUCACACACUGUCGACACUCUGUAUACAGUAAGAAGUGUUCCUGAACAGUGACUCAUCUUUGCCAUUUAUUGAUAAAGAUCCAGGGAAAACCCUUUCAGUGAGCCUCCACUCCCUCCAUCUGUCCUCUUCUUCAGCUGCCACUCUCACUUUCUUUAGGUGUGUUCAGACAGAAGGCAAAGAGAAUUUUCACAUUAUGUCAUUCACACAAAUUUGACCCGAAACACCCCCUACGAACUGUAGGGGGGUUAGCUGUAGACAGUGGUGAUUUUAGGUGGGGAAAAAAUGAUAAAGCGACUUUGGGCAAAUACUAAACGAGAAAAUUACAAAAGUUUUCAUAAUUUUGAUGUGAUGUUUUUGACCACUUAAUAUAACAUACACAGGAAGCAAAAAAACGCAUCUUCUCUUACCAGUGGUUUGGUUCAGAACAAUAUUCAGUGGCUGGUGGGCACUGAGGCCUUUAGUUUUUCUUCCAAAGUCAAUUUUAUAUUCUUUAUUUUUUAAUUUAAAGGGCAGACUCUCAAAUUUGUGCUGCUGUUAUGGGGAACAGCAGUUACUAUCUCCUUUAAAAGAAAUACAAACUUCUGCCAAAUACGAGCACAUGAGGACAACAGAACCUGGCCAACGGCCAGUGAAAUUGCAGUGGAGCAACAGGCAAUCAGCCCCACUUGGGAUCACAUUCAUAGUUUGGGCACUUGACAUUGCGAGUGUGGGGGUUAUCCCUGGUAUAGUGGCCUCUUGAGCCAAGCGCCACUAAUUCACCUUUUUUAAACCAUGCUAUCCAGCCACUGAUCUUAAAUUGUAGAAUAAUGACAAAUAAAAGCAGCAUCUGAGGAUUGUUUAUGUCAUGCAUUAGUGCAUUAAUUUUUCAGUUACUCAGUACCACUAAAAUCGCACUGUUUUCUGCUGCCAGCAGGUGGGGCAGCAGGGGACUGUCACCUCUAGCUGUAAGCUAGCUAGUGGAUGCACCGACCGUGUGUGUGAAGACAUUUUCAUAGUUCUCAAACCCCCACGUGGCUUACAGUACAUAACUUCAGUGCUCCUAUUGGUGGUGUGAAUGCAAACAUAAAAAAAAAAGCCUUUUAAGGUAUUCAGUUCUUGGGGUAGUUCCCCAGUGGGCACUUCCUCUCAGGGAAUCCCCAGAACUGUUUGGUCCUAAAAUGCCUUAUGUGUUCAACUUAAUGACUGAUCUCAGAACUCAAGGGCAUUUCUUAAUUAUGUCCUUACAGUCUCUCUCCUUUAUGAUGCCCAGGAUGAGCAUGAAUUUUGUGCUCAAGUUAUAACACAUCAACUCGCACAGUCAUGUCUUUGCCUCACAUUCUGUCUGAACACACCUGACAAGGUACUGUAUACGGAUGACAGAAGUAUUUGUGUGAAGAAUGGAAAAAAGAGAGCUUGCUUUCACAACACUUCUCAUGUAGCCAGUUGCUGCAUAAAGUAAGAAUGAUUGUCGGAUUGAAGUUCCAAAAAUUACUGGACGCAGUCCCCCAGUUGCACUGCGUAAAAGGGUUCUGAGAUGCGACAAGCAUUUUAUCUGAAGCAAGCUGAACAGGCAAAGCAAGAUUUAUUUUGUAUUCUCGCCAAACAAGCUAGGUGGCAUAAUGACUACUUGUGGGGCCAGUUGGCAAGCUACUGUACCCAAAUUUGUGAAUCCUAGUAUAGCAAAGGUAUGACCCGCCCUGCGCUCCCUAUGAUUGGCUAAUACUUGUUGCCUUCGUUGGUUGGAUUGGUUAGAUUUAGGAAAGAGGAGUGGGAUUGGUAUGGGUAAGAAUGUCAGGGUAAGCCAAUCAGAGGCAGAGAAAGGCAGGCCAUUCCUUUGCUAUCCUCAAAUUGGCAAAUCCGCCCACGGUACUGCUGGAGAGCUAACUUCUAACUAGUUGCAGUUAACAAGCAAGCUAGCUUAUUCGAUAGCAAUUAGUUGACACUUAACCCAUGGGACAAUUUCAUCAUCUCCUGUCUACAAACUGUGUCUCUUUGUGGGGGUUGUUUGUAUACAAGUGGAUGGCACAACACAGCUAAUGUGAGUCUCCUCCAUCUUGGAGUAUUUUGCCCGCUGCUCCCUCAGAAGUCGGAAUUGCCAAGCGGAUUUGCGAUUGGUGUCCAAAAAUUCACCAAUGUUAAACUAUGGGAAAGCUUUUUGCUCAUUUACUUUGCAGCAGUUCCACUAAAAUAAAUUGGUUUUGGCCAUUGGUGUGACCAGGCCCUUUGUCUGAACCUGUAAUGAGAUCACAAACAGGAGAAAUAUCUACAUUGUAGCUAGUUUGACUGAAGCAUUACCCAAGGGGUUCUUUAAACAUGCUCCCUGCUCAACAUUUGAGAUAGAAGAGGACCACAGGCAGGUCAGUUAAUUCCACAUAUAGACAUCAGAGCUGGGAUGGAGGCGGAGUUUGUGAGAACUGCAAUUUAUGGUGUUAGUGUUUGUCUUCAUUUCAUAUCUAAAAGAAAGCGUUGUGACUAAAAGCUGAAACAUUGAGCUCCUGGAAUGACACUAAAUAUUACAGUCUAAGGGCCACUAACACUGCAGAGGGAUGAGGAAGAGUGAGGGGGACACACUCGGUAAACAGAAGUGAUUGGCAAUAUUCUGCAUUGAUCUUACAAUUACUGUUUUAUUAUUGUUGUGCUUUUAUUAUUUUUUAUUUUCUCAUUGAUACUUCUGAUAGAGAUGACUUGUACAAUUAGCUGAAACUCAUGUUCAGUAUGUGACGGCGUGUCAUUAGAUUCUUGCUUGUGUGCAGAUGAAGCUGAGGUGGAGAUGUGGUGUGGGUGUGUCUGUUGGCUGAGGGGGUGGGCUCCUACAGAAGCUGCUGUUCCUUCCCUCAGAUCGUCCCAUCUGGACACAUGGUUCACACCUGUCUUUUAUGUCCCUGUGCAUUUCAGGUCCCUGAUUUGAUGCUUUAGUGUUCCAGUUUGUGCCACUUGUGUAAUUCUUCUUUUUACAUUUGAGUCCCUUAUAAAAAAAUAUUAACAGUUAUGUAUACUUCAGAUUAACCAAGAUGGACAUUUGUUGUUCCACAAUGUCAAAAAGGGGGUUUCAGGUGCUGUCAAAGGAUUCCACAAGCACUUUUGAAGUAUACUGAUGCUUUACCGUUUAGCACGGCAGGUCAUUAAACAGACGUUUCUGCAUUAUAGAAGACAUCCAUUAUCAUGAGGACAUGGACACUGAAAGACAAUGAAAAUUUGAGACGCAUCUCCAAGAACUUGUUUAGAUGUGACUAAUCAGCCCCUCCAGGAUGUUGCGAUGAACACAAAUUCAACCAAUCCCAGUGAAUUCUGUGCAACCCUGCAAUUUUUUCCAAUUGCUGCAACUUUUUGAUACAAUUUUGACCAAUCGUAGUUCUCUGCAACGUCACCAAACCCACUUUCUUGUUUCUGGUUGUGCAGACAACACAAGCAAACAAAAAUGCCUGCUAAAGACCACGCAAGGCAAUCCCCUGAUGUUCUGCACAAUAGCAUGAGUAAAAUGUUUUGCACCGUGUACACGCUGUCGUGGAACACAAACACUUUUCUACCACAAAACACCCAGAGAAUGGCAGAAAUGUGUGGACAACAGAUUAACAUGUCAAAAGCUGCUGGAUCCAUAUCUUUUGCAAAUGCUAAGGUGCAUUGGGUUAAAUAUGCAUGGUUAGUGGUAUUCAUGGUAGAGUAUAAAUCACAAACAAUGCGGUUUUAGGGGCUAUGUGCACCAAAGCGUUUUUUCUGAGGCUGGCGUAUUUUUGUAAUGCUUUGCAAUGGGAGCACCGUGUAUUUACAUUGUGCUACAAACACUAGCAAUGUGACAAGGUGUUGGGCGUGAAUUAUGCGCAGAGUGCUGCCGGUUGGGCGUUUUUAUUCUGAUCACUGAGAAUUUAAAAAAAAUUCACUACGCUUUUCACUUCAGUAUUUCAGUCACAAAAACUUCUUUAAACAUGGCAACAUGCAGGUUUUUUGAAAAGCUGCCACGUAGUCAGGCAUUUUAGGUCACAACACAACAUUGUCAAAAAAAGCCUGCAAAAUCCUGGAGGGACUGAUUAAUGAUCUGUCACAGUUUUGUACCUGUAUUGCAGCAUGAAAUUUCUUUCUUGACAUUAGAAAAAUCUGAAGUCAAGCAUCAUGUCCCAUCUUUUUUCAGAGCUUACACCGUCCUUAUCGAAAGAAUCAUGAUUGUGUUGAGGCAGAAACUGUCUGAUCAAAGUAUUUGACCAAACAUUCAACCCCAAAUCCUGGUACCACAACAUACUGCGGUUUUAUAGCCAGCAUUAAUUACUUGAACAAACUGGAGUUAGCGGUUGCUAAUCUAGACAUUUAUGUGAACAGAUCACAUGUUCUGUUUGGAUCUGACACAGGCUGGUUGUCACUGACUGCCAACGGUUGGUGUGGUGACGGUGAAAUCAGCGACAGGUAUGAAGCUGUUGCCACGCCUGGAGCUCUGAGUGGCUCUUAGCUUCUUGUAGCUGUGUUAGGUCUCAGCGUGUCUCCAGGGAAACUGGAAGGAAUGUGAGUUAAAGAGCAUCCCCCUGUCCUUACAGAGGGGCCUCUACACUGAAGUAAAAAUUCUGUGAGACCUCAGCAAUCUGAGCCGCAACUUUUUACUCUGUUUUACAAAGAACUGGAAAUCAUGGUGACGUUGUUGUAUAAGUCUGAACAUUCUGUACUAAAGUAGCAUUAGGGCCUCCUAAACCCUUUUAUUUGUCUCGGUUAUUGUGGUCCGUCGUACACAGCAGGGAGAUCCACGCUUAACAGAAGCUACUGGCAUUCAGUUCCAGACCAUGGUCAGUUUCAUCAUUUGUGUUGCAUUAGGAGGCAUCUGGAGGUUCAGGGACUGACUGGUCGUGGUUUGCUGACCGGGUAUGAACUCCCAACUCUCCCCUCCAGACAACCAUGUCACUGCAACCUGAUGAAUUCCUCAAGAUCCUCCCUGACUGGCCCUUCUAUUCAGAUCAGGGAGUCUCAACCAGGCUUUGGUUGCACUCCUGGUUCUCUCUGUAAGAAAAACCUGUCAGCAUUUCAGGUAAAACAGCAACACCGGCAUCACAGUUCUCCUGGAAACUGAAUAGAAAUGAGUCCACAUUGAGCCUUCUGUUUGUGAAGCCACUGAUUGAUGCUUGGUGAGACUCUGGAGUGAUCAGAGUACUGAUGUGACGUCAGCUACUUGUGUGUGUGUGUGUGUGUGUGUGUGUGUGUGUGUGUGUGUGUGUGUGUGUGUGUGUGGUGGCAUAAUUUUACACUCAUGUAUUUUUAGCCUUGUGUUUUUCAGCCUUGCUUGGCUAAACUGGAAUGCUGUAGUUUGCUGAGCAGGACUGAAAUCUGACGUUAAGGGGGAGGGAAGGAAACAGCAGUAAGUGUAUGUGUGUGUGUGUUCUUGUACUUACUGCAUAGUGAGGACCACAAACUUGUAACAACAGAGUGAGGACAUUUUGGCACUUCUUCAAAGGUCUCUUUGAGGGUCAAGAUUCUGCUUUAAGGUACAAGUAGGUUACAGUUAGGUGUAGGUUAAUGUUGGGGUUAGGUAUUAAGUUGUGAUGGUUAAGGGUAGGGGAAGGGGCAAGGGGAUGCAUUAUGUCAGCGAGGGUCCUCACAAAGAUAGAAGUACAAGAAUGUGUGUGAUAGUAGAGUAGGGCAGGGUCAUGUGUAACAUUCCUGAGCUUUUUGGACACAUUGGCAUCCUGGCAUCAUGCCAGUCUCAAUAGAGUAGAUGCAGAACAAGCAGUCAUUUGAAACUUAACACUCUACACACACACACAAACACACAUGCUCAUACUGGAUGUUUUGGGAUUUGAUGACUGAUUUCUUUUUUUUAAAAUCUUUCUUUCAACAAGUCUUGAUAUUCUACUGAUUUUAAUGUAUUCAUUGAAUACUAUACUAUGUUGUCUCGUCCAUGGAAGUAUGUAGGGGACACUGGGUAGGGCGGGGAAUCUGAUGAGGGUUGGGUUAAAAACAUGUAGGGUGGGGCUUUUGCUUAUGAAUGUGAUUCUGAUGAAACAACACUUGACUUUUCUUCUUAAGUUCACUUUUUUUGUAUUCAUUUGGGUUAAAGGGGGUAUUUUCCAUGUCAUUUGCACACUCGUCCAUCGCUGUUCAAUGGCUUAAUAAAGGCACUCACUAGGUGUUGUUUGUUAAUAAAAAGCACCGGGCAGGAGCUCGCCUGUCACUCACCUUCUGUCUUUUUUCUGUUUGGCUUGUUCACUUUGGUGCUGUCUCCCUGCUGAGUUUGAUCAUGUUUUUUUUUCUGUACAUAUUAUAAAUAUAUAUAUAAUAAAAUGAUGAAAAAGAUCAACGUCAA
Epinephelus moara (kelp grouper) is the source of this 7846-nucleotide messenger RNA. RefSeq names its product zRAB1B, member RAS oncogene family a (gene rab1ba). Lineage: Eukaryota; Metazoa; Chordata; Actinopteri; Perciformes; Serranidae. The record is from RefSeq and is a predicted model, not a curated record. Gene Ontology annotation, molecular function: GTPase activity; GTP binding. The transcript is spliced from 6 exons. The coding region runs from base 291 to 896 and encodes 201 amino acids.